GGUCAGGAAAGAUGGCGGCGGAGGAGAGCAGGUUGAAGCAGCGGAAUCACAAGAACAGCAUCUUCAAAGAGGGUGGCCACAGGUUUACGUCGGACACCUCCCCGAUGAGGUGCGAGGAGGAGGACGAUGACCUGCUGCAGGAGGGGGAGGAGGUGGGCGUGGCCAGACCGGUGCAGAUCGUGACGGCGAACGAGGACGAGCACUCGUUCACGCUGCAGGAGGAGGCGCUGGAGAGGCUGCUGCUGCAGGAGGAGGUGCAGGACCUCCACGUGGUCGUCGUCUCUGUGGCCGGCGCUUUCCGCAAGGGCAAGUCCUUCCUGCUGGACUUCAUGCUGCGCUACAUGUACAAACAGUCCGAGUCGUGGGUGGGCGACGAGGACGAGCCUUUGACGGGCUUCACCUGGCGGGGCGGCUGCGAGAGGGAGACCACGGGCAUCCUGGCCUGGAGCGAGGUGUUCGUGGUGGAGAAACCAGACGGCUGCAAGGUUGCAGUUCUACUAAUCGACACACAGGGGGCGUUUGACAGCCAGUCGACCAUCAAAGACUGCGCCACGCUGUUCGCCCUGAGCACCAUGACCAGCUCUGUCCAGGUCUACAACCUGUCCCAGAACGUCCAGGAAGACGACCUCCAGCACCUCCAGCUCUUCACUGAGUACGGACGACUGGCCAUGGAGGAGGUCUACGAGAAACCUUUUCAGACGCUGAUGUUCCUGAUCCGGGACUGGAGUUACCCUUACGAGCAUCCGUACGGUCUGGAGGGAGGGUGGAGCUUCCUGGAGAAACGGCUGCAGGUGAAGCAGAACCAACACGAGGAGCUGCAGAACGUCAGGAAACACAUCCACUCCUGUUUCUCCAACAUCGGCUGCUUCCUGCUGCCGCACCCCGGCCUCAGGGUCGCCACUAACCCGCAGUUCGACGGCCGGCUCAGAGACAUCGACGAGGACUUUAAGAAGGAGCUGGUGAACCUGGUGCCGACGCUGCUCUCUCCAGAGAACCUGGUGGAGAAAGAGAUCGGAGGAGUGAAGAUCACCUGCAGAGACCUGCUGCAGUACUUCAAGGCCUACAUGAAGAUCUACCAGGGGGAGGAGCUUCCUCACCCCAAGUCCAUGCUGCAGGCAACCGCUGAAGCCAAUAACCUUGCAGCUGUAGCAGGAGCCAAAGACAUGUACAACAAAAGCAUGGAGCAGGUCUGCGGCGGAGACAAACCCUACAUCUCCCCGGCAGAGCUGGAGCGCCGUCACGUGGAGCUGCGGCAGGCGUCGGUGCGGCACUUCCGCUCCGUGAAGAAGAUGGGCGGCGAGGAUUUCUGCCGGCGCUACCAGGAGCAGCUGGAGGCGGAGCUCGACGAGGCCUACGCCAACUUCAGCAAGCACAACGACGGCAAGAACAUCUUCUACGCCGCGCGGACGCCCGCCACGCUGUUCGCCGUCAUGUUCAUCAUGUACGUGGUGUCGCUGGUCACGGGCUUCGUGGGCAUCAGCUCCGUGGCCAUGAUGUGCAACCUCGUGAUGGGCGUGGCUCUGACGGCGCUCUGCGUCUGGGCUUACGUCAAAUACUCCGGGGAGUUUCGCGAGGUCGGCGGAGUCAUCGACCAGGUGGCUGAAACCCUCUGGGAACAGAGGACUCCACGAAAGGUUUUCUCCAAACUCUUCGAGGUGGCUCGGAGUCGAGUCCCGUUGGGAAGCCUGAUCCCGGCGCCACGGCCGCGGCUCGCCUCAAACAACAACGUCAAGAAGAAAAACUAGCAGCACGCCGUCUCGUUCCUGUCACGUUUUACUUUCCUCCCUCUGCUCGGUUUGAGACGUGUAAAUCGGUUUUUGUUCUGACUGUAGAUGACGGUUCCUCGCCGCGCAGGCUGUAGGUUUAAGGACUCGCUGUAGAACCGGAUCAAGAAGUUUGAUGUAUUUUAUUAUUUGUCAGUGGGCGGGGUUAUGGUAUUUAUUGGUGGGAGGGGCCGUUACUCUAUCACCGAGUGUCAUCCCAGGUGUGUGUUCACCUGUCGCACGACGACUCGACAUUAGUGAUUCCCAUUUAUGUGAAUGUAUGAAUGAAGAGCAUGACCACAGACCCUCCUCCCCGCUCUCCUCUUUCUCUCCCCUCCUCCCCCUCCCUCCCGUCGUCUCGGUCAGGUCCGUGUCCGUCGCUGGGCGGCGUCACGAGGAGGAGUCACAACCAAAGUUUACAGCUUUACUCUUAGAGGCUCUCACGCUGAGCGGACCGACAAACAGGCGGGAAACUGCAGCUGACGGACGGUUUCAGGACAGUUUUUCUUACCCAGAAUCAGAGACUCUGUGCCGUCUGAAGGUGAAGUGAAGCGUCGGAGACAGUAGCUGCUCCACGUAAACGUAGACAAACACCUGAAGCGUGAAUCCUCAAACUACUGAAACGACCACAAAUCCGUCAGGAGGAGGAACAAAUUAAUACUUAAUUCUCAACCACAAAUCUGAUAAAUAUUCACUUAUCUGUUCCCGGAGCUUUCGACAGUGACGUGACACUUGCUGUAAUCAUGUGACCUUAAGUCCAGGACGUCAGUCGUGUGGAAAACUCAGGGAAAAUCUACAUAAGUGGAUCUUCCAUUUUAAAAUAUUCACCACAAACAAAUAAACGUCAGUGGAAAAACAGAUGAAAACGGAGACGAUGGAUCAGAGUUGGACGUUCACUAUGCAAACGUUAUUUGACCUUUUAUCCAGCAGCUUCUUGUCUUUUUAAAAUGUGUUUUUAAAAUCUCAUCGAUGUCGACUGUGAGCACCGAAUGAUAAACAUUAACACGACACACAUCACAUUUACACCAACAGUCUGUCUAAUUGAUUAAUGGACUGAUGGUUUCAGCUCUAACGUCUGAGGUGAUAAAAACACUGAUGCUGCUGGAAAACAGGCAAAAAUAACAUUUUGACUCUUUCUUCCUCAGGAUUGUGAAGGGAAGUCUGUGACCCAAUCACAGGCUAACUGCUAGCUUAGCAUCAUUCAUUUCUCACACCUUGUGGUUUUAAAAUAGUUUUAUUGCACUGCUGUAAACAGGAAGUGGCUCCGGUUUUAAAUAUGAAAUCAGUGUCAACAGGAAACAUUUGCCAAAAUAUUAUUUAAACUAAUUAAAAACAAAAUAAUUAAAACGUGUACGAACGAUAUUUUCACUUUGCAUCUUUAACAAUAAAAAAAGAAAGCUGACUGUCUUUGGUUUCAGAUGAGGCUGACUGAGUCCAUCUGUCACCACCGUCAGAUUGUCCGACAGUAAUUACACAACAUGUUGAACACUACACACUGAACCUUCAUGAGUUUCUGACUCUGGGGAAGAAAAGAACUGAAAGUAAAAAAGCUGAAUUUCCCUGAAACCAGCUGAGUGACUAACCUGCAGACAGAUGUUGGACUAACCUGCAGACAGAUGUUGUGCUGACCAACAGGAGGCUCUCGUCUGUCAUCAGUACUUUUAUUAUUGACCACUUUAUCAUGAGAUCACAACUUGAAGAUUUUCUUACUUUGAGAUUAUCAGCCUCAGAAUGAUCGUGACGUUCAGUAUUUACCUCCUUUUGUUUUUUGUUUUUUUUAUUUUCCGUUUACUUUUGAAAAGGCUCGACAUCUCGGGAACCGCACCGCAUUUCUGAGAGCGGGACGUUCGGACGGAUAUCAGCCUCGUGUCUGGAGUUAGGAACUAUUUCUUGACGAGCAGAGGUUCAUCCUUCCGCCGCAGCUCCGACUCCAAACAAACAUGAAAAUGAUAUUCAUCCAAAAAAGAAAGUAAAUACGCCAAUUUACCAAAUGUUGAACUAGUUCUUCAGCCUUUAGUUGUCAUGGAGAUGGUUUUGGCGACUCAGCAUUUCCAUAUUUAAACUGGUAGUUGGUGUAAAAGAUGUCAGUCCUCUUGAUCCGACUGCCAGUGUUCCAGAGUAAAAGCUUUUUAAUUUUUCACCUGUAGAUAAUGUUUAAUUGUUUUAACCUGAGUGUCGUUCCCUCCGUCAUUCCUCCUCUUCAUCUUGACAAAUCUGAAGGACUGAACCACCUCCUCCUGUUUUUAAAGCACCAAGAAGCCGUUUAGUAAAAAAAAACACAUUAAAGAUCGAGUCGACGCUCGUUUUCACUCAUUUCAGCUUCCGUUAAUCCGAACACUACGUCAAGACGGUGUUUCCAUUUCUUUUCUUUUUUUUCUUUUUUUUCUAUUAAAGCCAAAAUCCGUGAAUCGGAUGAAUGAAAGGUUUCAUUCCUCGGAGGUCGGGGUCAUCGUGUUUGUUUUUACUGAAUCAUGUUUUUCUUUUUAUUUAAUCAUCAUUCCAUCCACAUCACCACUGUGUGCUUUUUUUGUUUUUGUACAGUUAGUUUUUUACAGCCUCAUUCACACAUACGGCAUGUGUAUGAAAUAUAUACAUAUAUAAAUAUAAAUUUUCUAGACCUUUUUGUAGCUGCAAGAACAACGGUUGGGUGGUAGACCAGAUUCAGCUCACUGGAUGUAAAGGAAUGCUUUCGUGAUUUGUGGAUAUGUCUAAUAAAUUCCUCUUUUAUAAAUAUAUUUGUAAAUUUAAUCUUACAUGAGCACUGCAGUUCCACCCCCUGCUGGCAAAGAAUGUUUAUAAUCUGAUUUUUCUUUUUCUUUUCUUCUUUUUCUUUUUUUUUUUUGUCUU
Messenger RNA from Seriola dumerili (greater amberjack), 4610 nucleotides. Its product is annotated as atlastin-2-like. Bases 12 to 1745 code for a protein of 577 amino acids. Gene Ontology annotation, molecular function: GTPase activity; GTP binding. NCBI's taxonomy places the organism in Eukaryota, Metazoa, Chordata, Actinopteri, Carangiformes, Carangidae. The transcript is spliced from 14 exons. The record is from RefSeq and is a predicted model, not a curated record. Gene Ontology annotation, biological process: protein homooligomerization; endoplasmic reticulum organization.